Anguilla rostrata (American eel) is the source of this 3173-nucleotide messenger RNA. It is a transcript of the gene asb18, whose product is annotated as ankyrin repeat and SOCS box containing 18. NCBI's taxonomy places the organism in Eukaryota, Metazoa, Chordata, Actinopteri, Anguilliformes, Anguillidae. Gene Ontology annotation, molecular function: protein binding. The record is from RefSeq and is a predicted model, not a curated record. The transcript has 5 exons. The coding region runs from base 441 to 1856 and encodes 471 amino acids. Gene Ontology annotation, biological process: intracellular signal transduction.
UGAAUUCAGUGGAGGUCCAGCUGUGUCCAGGGAUAACGUGUCAAAAUGCAAGCUAUGCAAGUUGCUCAGAACAAGGGAAUCUGGCAAGCAAAUAAAUAAUGUACCGACCACCUUAUGCCAACAUUCCUACCGCAAAGCCCACAAUCCCCAACCGCUCCCCCCCCCCCCCAACCAUCAAAUCAUCUAUCAACACCCACAAACCAGCAGGACCCAAGAGAUCAACCCCAUAUCUCAAAUGCAGUUCAAAGCCAGGAGCGUUCAGCCCAACAAACAAAGGCUAUAUAUAAAACACAGAGAACAAUGAGUUAUUAAUAGUCAAACAAUGAGCCAGAGGGUUUGAUUUUUGGGGGUGGAACUUCAGGAGGGGGGAAUUCAAACAGAGGCCUAUAUAACCACAUUCCGCGUGGCGGGAGGAGACGAGCACACGCGCAGUCCUGUGGAUGGAUCAGAGGUGCAGGCAGAGGCAGGCCAUGUUCAGGACCUUGCGCUUGGAGGACCUGUGCUCCACUGUCAGGCUGGAUGACUGCCGGGGGCGACUGGCGGAUCGGGGCCCCGCGGCGGGAGAGGGGGCCAAGGGAGAUGAGCAGUGGCAGGGGAAGACGAGGGACAUCCGUGCUGUGAAGCUGUACUGGUCCGUCCUGACGGGGGACGCCCAGGAGCUGAGGACGCUGCUGAAGAGGAACUACGUGGAUGUGGACGUGCUGUACGACAUCGGCCACGAGGAGUUAGAGUGGCGCUCCAGAACAGCAGGCAAUUUUGGGCACUCAGGUCUGUGGUCACUGGAGUACAAACGGGAGCUGACCAGUCCCCUCUGCAUUGCGGCAGCCCAGGGGUACACAGAGUGCCUGCGCUACCUGCUGGAGCACGGCGCCCGGCCCAACCUCACCGCAGGGGGCAAGACCGCCCUGCACGAGGCCUGCGAGAACGACAACACCGACUGCGUCGAGCUGCUGCUGGAGCGCGGGGCCAGCGCCGGCCUGCCGAGCGAGGACGGCUACACACCCCUCCACCUCUGCAGGACGCCCCAGUCCCUCCGGUGUGCCAAGGCACUGGUGCGUCACGGCGCCAGGGUGGACGUGGCGAGCGAGGACGAGGGGGAGACCCCGCUGCACGUGGCUGCCCGCCACGGCCUGCAUCACCACGCUCAGCUGUACCUGCGCUACGGGGCCGACGUCAACGCCCGCAGCGCUUCAGGGGUAACCCCCCUGGGGGCGGCGUGCGCGGGGGCCCAGGGCCCCGCGGACCAGGACGAGGGCCAGGAGGACGGCUACCUGCAGCUGUGCCGCAUGCUGCUCGCGUACGGCGCCAACAUCAACCUGGCGGACGGCGAGCGGCGCACUCCCCUGCACCAGGCCGCCCGCAACGUCCAGCGCCCCCUGGUGGAGCUGCUGCUGGAGCAUGGCGCCGACGUCAACGCCCUGGACUACAACGGCGGCACGCCGCUCUCAGGCGCCCUGCAGAACGCCGUCAUCAAGGCCCAGCUGCAGCCGCACCUGGUGGUGCAGACGCUGCUCAACCACGGCUCCAUCAAGAUGUGGCCCCUGGCCCUGCUCAAGGUUCUGACAGCCUGUGCUGCAGCUCCUAAAACAGUGGAGACCUUGUUCAACUCGUACACCCAAGUCAUUGUCACGUACAAGUGGCUGGACGCCAUUCCAGAGGAGAUUGUACAGAUGCACCAGACCUUCUACGAGUCCCUCUUCGCCCUGGAGUGCAGGCCGCGCUGCCUCCAGCACUUCUGCCGCUCGGCCCUCCGGAAGCACUUCGGGAAAGACUGCCACCUGCAGGUGCCCCGCCUGCCCAUCCCCAGAUCCCUGCAGCGCUACAUCCUGCUGGAUCCAGAGGGCUUCCUGUGCUAGAGCGCCCGGAGCGCGCUCUCUUCGCUCCCAAGACGCCUGCGUCAGACGCCCGCUCACGCACCUCGAGGACAGUGGAACACAGCCACCAGUUUUCUCCCUGGAAAUGAACAGAUUAGACACUAAAGUGAGUUAGUCUCAAUAAUAUUAACACAUUACUGCAGGAUGCAAAUCAGCCAGCCAUGAACAGGGAAACACGGUGGUGAACACAGACAUCCCAGUCAUCACCGCAGACAAAAUGGGAAACGGCCACUUGAAAUGGCAGGAAGCGGAGUUUCAGACGUAGGGCACCGUUGCUGCAUUAUUUCACCUGCAGAGGGCACUGUGGAUUCAAUGUGAUCCCGCCAUGCUGACGGCUCAUACGGUGGUCACGGCUUUUUUCCUUAUUUGUUUUCUGCUGAAGUUUGACACAUUGAAAUGUGCUGGCGUUAUUGCAUUUGAUGUUUUGCAGAUAGAUGUUUUUAAUUACUGUUACUGUUUCUGUAUGUUUGCAAUGGAUUUUAUUUUUUUCUUUCUUAUGGGAGUGCUGCUUUUGAUGUUCCAUGUGUUAAAAAAGCAUUUUCAUUGAUGCUGUAUUGCUUUUAACAAGAUGUAUGUAAGGGAUUCACACAUAAUGGGCAAGUAAAACCAUGUGGAAAUGGACCUAAUAGGUUGCACAUGAAAAAAAGCUGAGUGUUCCUCAGUAUUAAUGAUGGUUUCUCCAUUUUAAAAUCACUUAAAUAAAUCUUGACCCUGUUAUGGGUGAAAUCUGUCCCUGUACCAUUGUAUGAACUUUAAGUUGCUUAAUUAAUUGAGGCAUUCAUCAAUCCACUUUGUGUCUACACCAGGAUGACAAAUCAGGGACAUUUGAAUGUAUAUUUAGGUCAUGAAUCUUCAUGACAAGACAUUUAACUGUUGGAGGUAAAGGGAAUAUGACACAGAAAAAGAAUAUAAUAAUUGAUAAAUAUGAAUCACCCCAAGUUAUACAUUUAAAAACAAGGUGAUUUUAAACUAUACUUCAAAGUUAUUGGUUUGAAACCAGGCAUCUUCUGCAGUACCUGUUAGAUUAGAUUAUGUGCACAAAACCCUUGUGAACUAAAUUGUGAUUAUUUAAAAUGACCCCUUGUCCAAAGAAAGACCAACUUUGAGACCAAAUCCUUUGGCAAACCAGAGAUCAAUGUUAAGGUAAUAAUCCACCUGUCUGAUGGAUGUAAACAAUCACAAUAUUUUGUUCAUAAAACAAAUCCCGGAAAAGGGGAAAAGGGUGUAUCUAGUAUUUUGUAUUCUAUAAUGUUUUCUAUUGAAAUUAAAUAAAGUAUGAAUUGUACUUCUGGAAGUUUU